UAUCAAUAAAUAUCGCAAUAUACAUGCAAAUGACAGUUCAGCUCAGUUUCCAGAAGGUUACAGGAGGCAAUGAAAAAUCAUGAUAUAAUCUGGUGGCGCGAAAGGCUGCGUGCCUUUCGAGAGAAGCGGGCGUCCACUAACGUUCCUUGACACCGCGUGGUCGCCUUCCAUCUCCGCCCUUUCUAUUUACCGCUAUUUCUCUGUUUCGCUCCUCGCCGUCUCAAAAGCCAGAUCGCCGAUUGGGGUUUUGAGCUCUGUGGUUGUUUCAUCGAUCAAUAUCCUGUUCCUGCUUGUCUCGUACCAGAGCUCUUCAAGACUCCAAAAAUGGCGGAUGGUGAAGAAAUUCAUCCUCUUGUUUGUGACAAUGGUACCGGAAUGGUCAAGGCUGGAUUUGCCGGAGAUGAUGCUCCAAGGGCCGUCUUCCCCAGCAUUGUUGGUCGCCCUCGCCACACCGGGGUGAUGGUCGGCAUGGGUCAAAAAGAUGCAUAUGUUGGAGAUGAAGCACAAUCCAAGCGUGGUAUUUUAACUUUGAAAUACCCAAUUGAGCAUGGCAUUGUGAGCAAUUGGGAUGACAUGGAGAAGAUCUGGCAUCAUACUUUCUACAAUGAGCUUCGUGUGGCCCCGGAAGAACACCCAGUUCUUCUGACUGAGGCACCACUUAAUCCUAAGGCUAAUCGUGAAAAGAUGACCCAAAUCAUGUUUGAAACCUUCAAUACUCCAGCUAUGUAUGUGGCAAUUCAGGCUGUUCUCUCUCUGUAUGCCAGUGGUCGCACAACUGGUAUUGUUCUAGACUCCGGUGAUGGUGUCAGUCAUACAGUCCCAAUCUAUGAGGGCUAUGCUCUUCCUCAUGCCAUACUUCGUCUAGAUUUAGCUGGUCGUGACCUGACCGAUGCUCUCAUGAAGAUCCUUACAGAGCGUGGCUAUUCCUUCACUACUACAGCUGAGCGUGAAAUUGUGAGGGACGUGAAGGAGAAGCUUGCAUAUAUUGCUCUUGAUUAUGAGCAAGAGUUAGAGGUUGCCAAGUCCAGCUCAUCUGUGGACAAGCCCUAUGAGCUUCCUGAUGGGCAGGUGAUCACUAUUGGUGCUGAGAGAUUCCGUUGCCCAGAGGUUCUCUUCCAGCCAUCAAUGAUUGGUAUGGAAGCAGCGGGAAUCCAUGAGACUACUUACAACUCUAUUAUGAAGUGUGAUGUUGACAUAAGGAAAGAUCUUUAUGGGAACAUAGUUUUGAGUGGUGGUUCUACGAUGUUUCCUGGUAUUGCCGAGAGGAUGAACAAGGAGAUCACGGCGUUGGCACCGAGUAGCAUGAAGAUUAAAGUGGUGGCUCCACCGGAGAGGAAGUAUAGUGUGUGGAUUGGAGGUUCUAUCUUAGCAUCACUUAGCACUUUCCAACAGAUGUGGAUUGCGAAGGCAGAGUAUGAUGAAUCAGGACCAUCCAUCGUGCAUCGAAAAUGUUUCUAGACAAUUAAAAGGUGGAAAAUGAAACAGAGCGCUUACCCAUGAAGAAACUGGGUGAUAGCUACCCUUCUAUUUUGACUGUUUUUUAUUGCUUGCGCCAUGAACAAGAUUGAUGGUGAUGUUCUUCUUCCAGUGAUCAUUUUCAUCUCAGUGUGUUUCCAUCAUUAUUUUCUUUCUUUUUUUCUUUGAAAAUUAACAAUUGUGCUGCUUUUUACAUACACUUCUUGGAUGUAAGUAUGGUUUUCAGUUUUAUUUUUCUUGAUUGAUGUUAAACCCUUAAUAAUUCACUUGUUUUAGUGAAGUUUUUUCUAUUU
This is a messenger RNA of Phalaenopsis equestris, 1769 nucleotides long. RefSeq names its product actin-97-like. Lineage: Eukaryota; Viridiplantae; Streptophyta; Magnoliopsida; Asparagales; Orchidaceae. Gene Ontology annotation, cellular component: cytoplasm. The record is from RefSeq and is a predicted model, not a curated record. The transcript has 5 exons. Bases 325 to 1458 code for a protein of 377 amino acids.